Messenger RNA from Centruroides sculpturatus (bark scorpion), 1362 nucleotides. RefSeq names its product tubulin-specific chaperone E-like (gene Tbce). The record is from RefSeq and is a predicted model, not a curated record. Gene Ontology annotation, molecular function: alpha-tubulin binding. The transcript has 11 exons. The coding region runs from base 70 to 1362 and encodes 430 amino acids. Gene Ontology annotation, biological process: protein folding. NCBI's taxonomy places the organism in Eukaryota, Metazoa, Arthropoda, Arachnida, Scorpiones, Buthidae.
AGCCUUCUGAGAAUAGAAUUUUUUAACAUGCAACGCUGAUAUUCUGCAUUCAGUAAGAAAAUAAAAGAUAUGUGUACAAUCUCCCUUGGUUCAAGAAUAUUUUGUGAUGGUGAAUAUGGAACUGUCUUGUAUGUUGGAAAAGUAGAAUCUUUUCAUGGUAUUUGGUUAGGCAUAGAAUGGGAUAAUCCAGAACGAGGCAAACAUGAUGGGAGUUAUAAUGGUGUUAACUACUUUAAAACAAGAAGUCUAAAAGGUGGUUCAUUUAUCCGUCCUGAAAAAGCUAAGAUUGGAAGACCUUGUCCUGAUGCAAUUUUAGAAAGAUAUUGUAGCAGUAAUGAAAAUGUAUUAGAUGAAAAUAAUCUGUUACUUCCUCAAAAGUAUGGUAAGAAAAGAAUGAUAGAAUUUGUAGGUUUGGAGAAGAUUACAACUAAACAGAGCCAGCUUCAUCAGAUUGAAACUGUUGAUUUAUCUUCAAUGCUUGUUAAUGGACCUGGUCAACCAGGAGCAUUAUCUAAUUUAAUUCCAAAUGUGACAAGUAUGAUUCUUUCCCAAAAUCUUUUUACAUCUUGGAAUAUGAUUGCUGAUAUUACAAUUCAGUUACCACAUCUAACAGUUCUGAAUAUUAGUGAAAACAAACUGUUAAUUCCUGAAAAUCCAAUUGAACUUAAGGCAGCAUUUAGAACUAUAAAAACAUUAAUUCUGAACAAAAUGUCCUAUAAUUGGUCUCAGAUUAUGGAAUGUGCAGUAAUGUGGCCAGAUGUUGAAUAUUUAGAUUUAUGGUCUAAUAGAAUUUCAGAUAUAACAGAAAUACCUACUGAUAUAUUUAUGUAUCUCCAAUCAUUGAAUAUUUCUGAUAAUCCGAUUGGGAAUUGGGAAGAAAUAAAUAAGUUAGGAAAGCUUCCAAGGUUAGAAAAAUUAAUUGCAGAAAAUGCAAAAAUAUGUGGUAUUACACUUCCAGCAACAAAUUCUACAACAGAAGCAUUAUUCAGUAACUUGAAAUGUCUCUAUCUAACAAAUAAUAAAUUAUCUGAGUGGAAAGAUAUAGCAGAAUUAUACAAAUUGAAAAAUCUUGAAGAAUUAAAAGUGAAAGGAAAUCCAGUAAUGUCAUUACAGACAUUAGAAACAUCACAUCAAUUUGUUAUUGCCAAAUUAGUUUCUUUAAAAUAUUUAAAUGGAUUAAUGAUAACUAAAGAAGAUAGAAGAGGUGCAGAAUUAGAUUAUCUGAAAAAAUAUUGUGAGGAGUGGUUAAAAUCUGGUGGUCACAGAGAUCCUGAAUUAAAUAAACCAAGCUGUGAAUUUUUAAACGAACAUCCAACAUAUUUAAAAUNAAUACUUUUUAGCUGUAAACUAGAUCCUAUAUGA